This is a messenger RNA of Hemibagrus wyckioides, 1673 nucleotides long. RefSeq names its product T-box transcription factor 19 (gene tbx19). The transcript has 8 exons. Gene Ontology annotation, biological process: positive regulation of DNA-templated transcription; cell fate specification; heart morphogenesis. The record is from RefSeq and is a predicted model, not a curated record. Gene Ontology annotation, cellular component: nucleus. Bases 196 to 1509 code for a protein of 437 amino acids. NCBI's taxonomy places the organism in Eukaryota, Metazoa, Chordata, Actinopteri, Siluriformes, Bagridae. Gene Ontology annotation, molecular function: RNA polymerase II cis-regulatory region sequence-specific DNA binding; DNA-binding transcription factor activity, RNA polymerase II-specific.
CGAGCGCAUUAGCCCCAGGUUAAUACACAGAAUUUCUCAUCAGCACACAGGAACAGUUCACCUCCAAACUAUUCAUUAUUACUUACUUCUGAUUUCCGUGCCGACUUUUCUUCCUCCUCCUCCCCCAUCCCUCUCCUUUCCCAGACUUCCACAGCCGAAGACUUUUUUCCUCAAAGUUGGGAAUCUCGUGAGCUCAUGAAGGCGGAAGGCGACGCAGGGAGCAGCGGCGCAGGCGCCGGCGCAGGAGGUGGCGCGUGCUGCGUGAACCGGCUACUGCGCGCCGUGGAGAGCGAGCUGCGCGCGGGCCGCGAGAAAGGAGACCCCACGGAGAAGCAGCUGCGCGUGAGCCUGGAGGACGCCGAGCUGUGGCGCAAGUUCCGUGAAGUCACCAACGAGAUGAUCGUCACCAAGAACGGCAGGAGGAUGUUCCCGGUACUGAAGGUCAGCGUGUCUGGCCUGGACCCCAAUGCGAUGUACUCCUUCCUCCUAGACUUCAGUCCAGCUGAUGGUCACCGCUGGAAGUAUGUGAACGGAGAGUGGGUGCCUGCUGGCAAACCCGAACCCCACAGUCACAGCUGUGUGUACAUCCACCCCGACUCUCCAAACUUUGGUGCCCACUGGAUGAAGGCUCCGGUGUCCUUCAGUAAAGUCAAACUGACCAACAAACUCAACGGAGGUGGACAGAUCAUGCUGAACUCUCUACAUAAGUACAAGCCACAGAUCCACAUUGUCCGUGUGGGAGGAAGCCACAGGAUGGUGACCAACAUCUCCUUCACUGACACCCAGUUCAUCGCUGUAACAGCCUACCAGAAUGAGGAAAUAACCGCUCUGAAGAUAAAAUAUAAUCCCUUCGCCAAGGCCUUCCUGGAUGCUAAGGAAAGGAGCCACCCCAAGAACUUUCUAGAACCUCCUCCUGAGAAUCAGCAUAUGGGCAUACCACACUGUGGUUGGUACAUUUCGAACCCCGACUCCUUUUGUUCCUCUGCCAGCGGUAACUUCCCCUAUCCUGGCGGUUUGCCUCUGACCCCGCACCAUGGCUAUAAACACUACUCUAGUCUGCAAGGUCAUCGAGCCACCCCGUACCCACCGCCGUAUCUGCACCACCAUCACCAUCACCACCACCGUGGACACAAUUCAGUCUCUCUGUCUGAGGGUCUGAGUCCAGGUGCUCUGCAGGUGUUCUCAGGCCACGAGACCUGGACAGGUGUUUCUCCUCCCGGCCCUGCAGCGAUGCUGUCGGUGCCGUCUGGUACGAACUCACCUGGAGUCAGCAGUCAGUACCCCUGCCUGUGGACAGUGAGCGGCUGUGGCAUGUCCUCCACUCCUCCAGGAGGCACUGUGAGCUCCACCCAGUGUCAGGAGGAGCGGCCUGAUGCAGGCUCCGCCUCCGCUUCACCAUGCUCGCUCCUGCAAGGCCAAGGACCCACAAGUACAGAUGUUUCAGAGCAAGCCAAUCAUAACAGAGUGGGAGGGGCUAGCUGGUCAGCAGGCUCCACCCACUCCUUUUAAACAGGCUUAACAGAAGAUCACAUGACCUCUCAUCUCUCUUUGGAGUUCCUUAAUGCCAACAUAUCGUGUGUGUAUUUGAAGAAUACGGUUUUAUUAUUUCAUUUUCUUCAUUUCAGUUCAUCUUUACAGAGACGAUGAGUAUUAAAUCAAUUCAGAUAAAUUCA